Molecule: messenger RNA, 10801 nt
Organism: Pan troglodytes (chimpanzee)
Lineage: Eukaryota; Metazoa; Chordata; Mammalia; Primates; Hominidae
Gene: PPP1R9A
Product: protein phosphatase 1 regulatory subunit 9A
Exons: 21
Coding region: 524-4708 (1394 amino acids)
Biological process (GO): actin filament organization; neuron projection development; calcium-mediated signaling
Cellular component (GO): dendrite; actin cytoskeleton; cytoplasm
Molecular function (GO): actin filament binding
Source: RefSeq, a predicted model, not a curated record
UGGGAUCUAUUGUUUCCUGGCACAUUGGGAGGAAAAACAAAGGGAUUUAUUUUCAUUACCCUGUAAUUUUUUUCUUUUCUAUUUUUUUAAAUGUGGCCAGGGAGCUCGUCUCUCUCCGUGUCACAGUGGGAUCCGCCUGGCAGCCGCCGGGAGCCGCAGCCAAUGUGUUAGGACUUCAGGUGCUUCUUGGCACAAAGCUAGACUGCGACCUCCUACCAUAGCGCUUGGCGUCACCUGCUCUCCCGGUCCUGCCCCAGGGCCGAGGGAUUGCGUCCCGAACCGGGCUUGGGAAUCGGCUGCCUCUCAAAUGAACCUCUAGUCUUGCUUUGAAAAAAUCAUUCUGUGUAACUCUUGACUGUGACUAAGUUCCUAAUACACCUGUUGGGACGAUCACUGACACAGUAUACCAUUUGAGAGGUACUUUUCUUGACCCAAUACUGGUGAUUAGAGAAGAGAGGUAUCUUGGUUUUUGGUUUUUUUCUUUGAUCAUUAUGAACAUUGGCUUUUCACCCCUGAAGUGAAAAUGUUGAAAACUGAGUCUUCAGGUGAACGAACCACUCUCAGAAGUGCCUCUCCUCACAGGAAUGCAUAUCGAACUGAGUUUCAGGCACUGAAAAGUACCUUUGACAAACCCAAGUCAGAUGGGGAACAAAAAACAAAAGAAGGUGAGGGCUCCCAGCAGAGCAGGGGGAGGAAAUAUGGCUCCAAUGUCAACAGAAUUAAAAACCUAUUUAUGCAGAUGGGUAUGGAACCCAACGAGAAUGCUGCAGUCAUUGCCAAAACAAGGGGGAAAGGUGGACAUUCAUCUCCUCAGAGAAGAAUGAAGCCCAAAGAAUUUCUGGAAAAAACAGAUGGCUCAGUUGUUAAGUUGGAGUCUUCUGUUUCUGAACGAAUUAGUAGAUUUGACACUAUGUACGAUGGCCCUUCAUAUUCCAAGUUCACUGAGACUCGAAAGAUGUUUGAGAGAAGUGUGCAUGAAUCAGGACAGAACAACCGCUAUUCCCCAAAGAAAGAGAAAGCUGGAGGGAGUGAACCUCAGGAUGAAUGGGGAGGUUCCAAGUCCAACAGAGGCAGUACUGAUUCCUUGGACAGCCUUAGCUCCCGAACUGAGGCUGUCUCCCCAACUGUGAGUCAACUGAGUGCAGUAUUUGAGAACACUGAUUCUCCCAGUGCCAUCAUUUCUGAGAAGGCUGAAAACAAUGAAUACUCAGUGACUGGGCAUUAUCCCUUGAAUUUACCAUCUGUUACUGUUACAAAUCUUGACACAUUUGGUCACCUGAAGGAUUCUAAUUCCUGGCCUCCUUCAAACAAGCAAGGUGUUGAUACAGAGGAUGCUCACAAGAGUAAUGCAACUCCAGUACCAGAAGUGGCUUCUAAAAGUACCUCUCUAGCUUCGAUACCUGGUGAAGAGAUCCAGCAGAGCAAGGAACCCGAGGACUCCACAUCUAAUCAACAGACUCCUGACAGCAUUGACAAAGACGGUCCUGAAGAACCUUGUGCUGAAAGUAAGGCAAUGCCAAAGUCCGAAAUCCCUUCACCACAAAGCCAACUGUUAGAAGAUGCUGAAGCUAAUUUGGUUGGAAGUGAGGCAGCAAAGCAACAGAGGAAAGAACUUGCAGGUGGUGAUUUCACCUCUCCUGAUGCUUCUGCAUCCAGUUGUGGAAAAGAAGUACCUGAAGAUUCAAAUAAUUUUGAUGGUUCCCAUGUGUACAUGCACAGUGACUAUAAUGUGUAUAGGGUGAGAUCCAGGUAUAAUUCAGACUGGGGAGAGACAGGCACUGAGCAGGAUGAGGAGGAAGAUAGUGAUGAGAACAGUUACUAUCAGCCUGAUAUGGAAUACUCGGAAAUUGUUGGAUUGCCAGAAGAAGAAGAAAUCCCAGCAAAUAGGAAAAUUAAGUUUAGUAGUGCUCCUAUUAAGGUUUUCAACACAUACUCCAAUGAAGACUAUGACAGGAGAAAUGAUGAAGUUGACCCUGUGGCUGCUUCAGCUGAGUAUGAACUUGAAAAACGUGUAGAAAAGCUGGAACUUUUCCCAGUGGAGCUAGAGAAAGAUGAGGAUGGUCUUGGUAUAAGUAUUAUUGGAAUGGGUGUUGGAGCAGAUGCUGGACUUGAAAAGCUGGGAAUAUUCGUCAAGACAGUAACAGAAGGUGGUGCUGCUCAACGGGAUGGCAGAAUACAAGUCAAUGACCAGAUUGUGGAAGUGGAUGGAAUCAGCUUGGUGGGUGUGACACAGAAUUUUGCAGCAACAGUUCUCAGAAACACCAAGGGCAACGUCAGAUUUGUUAUUGGGCGGGAAAAACCAGGACAAGUGAGUGAGGUUGCCCAGUUGAUAAGCCAGACACUGGAACAGGAGAGGCGCCAGAGAGAGCUGCUGGAACAGCACUAUGCCCAGUAUGAUGCCGACGAUGACGAGGUUGCCAUGGAGGAUUUCAAUAAAUCUCUCAGACAAUCAGCACUAUUUCAUGACACUCGGGGGAACACUGUGGCUGAAUUGCAAGGAAUGUCUGGCAACUGCAAUAACAAUAACAACUAUUUUCUUAAGACAGGAGAAUAUGCCACAGAUGAAGAAGAAGAUGAGGUAGGACCUGUCCUUCCUGGCAGCGACAUGGCCAUUGAAGUCUUUGAGCUGCCUGAGAAUGAGGACAUGUUUUCCCCAUCAGAACUGGACACAAGCAAGCUCAGUCACAAGUUCAAAGAGUUGCAAAUCAAACAUGCAGUUACAGAAGCAGAGAUUCAAAAAUUGAAGACCAAGCUGCAGGCAGCAGAAAAUGAGAAAGUCAGGUGGGAACUAGAAAAAACCCAACUCCAACAAAACAUAGAAGAGAAUAAGGAAAGAAUGUUGAAGUUGGAAAGCUACUGGAUUGAGGCCCAAACGUUAUGCCACACAGUGAAUGAGCAUCUCAAAGAGACUCAAAGCCAGUAUCAGGCCUUGGAAAAGAAAUACAACAAGGCAAAGAAGUUGAUCAAGGAUUUUCAACAAAAAGAGCUUGAUUUCAUCAAAAGACAGGAAGCAGAAAGAAAGAAAAUAGAAGAUUUGGAAAAAGCUCAUCUUGUGGAAGUGCAAGGCCUCCAAGUGCGGAUUAGAGAUUUGGAAGCUGAGGUAUUCAGGCUACUGAAGCAAAAUGGGACUCAAGUUAACAAUAAUAACAACAUCUUUGAGAGAAGAACAUCUCUUGGUGAAGUCUCUAAAGGGGAUACCAUGGAGAACUUGGAUGGCAAGCAGACAUCUUGCCAAGAUGGCCUAAGUCAAGACUUGAAUGAAGCAGUCCCAGAGACAGAGCGCCUGGAUUCAAAAGCACUGAAAACUCGAGCCCAGCUCUCUGUGAAGAACAGACGCCAGAGACCCUCUAGGACAAGACUGUAUGAUAGUGUUAGUUCCACAGAUGGGGAGGACAGUCUAGAGAGAAAGCCAUCAAACAGUUUCUAUAACCACAUGCAUAUUACCAAAUUACUUCCACCUAAGGGUUUGAGAACGUCUUCUCCAGAAUCAGAUUCUGGUGUUCCACCCCUCACCCCGGUGGAUAGCAAUGUGCCCUUCUCGUCUGACCACAUAGCUGAAUUUCAAGAAGAACCACUGGACCCAGAAAUGGGGCCUCUCUCCUCUAUGUGGGGAGACACUUCACUGUUUUCUACUUCAAAGUCUGAUCGUGAUGUGGAAGAAUCUCCUUGCCAUCACCAAACCACCAAGAAAAUAUUACAAGAAAAAGAUGAUGCCAAAGAUCCCAAAUCACUAAGGGCAUCCAGUUCAUUGGCGGUGCAAGGAGGAAAAAUUAAGCGGAAGUUUGUGGAUCUGGGGGCGCCUUUGCGAAGGAAUUCCAACAAGGGAAAGAAGUGGAAAGAAAAAGAAAAAGAAGCCAGUAGGUUUUCUGCAGGUAGCAGGAUCUUCAGAGGCAGACUGGAAAACUGGACACCCAAGCCAUGUUCAACAGCUCAGACCUCCACUCGUUCCCCUUGCAUGCCUUUCUCAUGGUUUAAUGACAGCCGGAAAGGAUCCUAUUCCUUCAGGAACCUGCCUGCACCUACAAGUUCCCUUCAGCCUUCUCCUGAGACUCUAAUUUCAGAUAAAAAGGGGUCCAAGGUAGAAAACACAUGGAUUACAAAAGCAAACAAGAGAAACCCAAAUCCCUCCUCUUCUUCAAUCUUUGGAAGGCAUUCUCAACUUAUGUCUGUAGUCUGGAUCCAAGAAACCAAUAAUUUUACCUUCAAUGAUGACUUCAGUCCCAGCAGUACCAGUUCAGCAGACCUCAGCGGCUUAGGAGCAGAACCUAAAACACCGGGGCUCUCUCAGUCCUUAGCACUGUCAUCAGAUGAGAUCCUUGAUGAUGGACAGUCUCCCAAACACAGUCAGUGUCAGAAUCGGGCCGUUCAGGAAUGGAGUGUGCAGCAGGUUUCUCACUGGUUAAUGAGCCUAAAUCUGGAGCAGUAUGUAUCUGAAUUCAGUGCCCAAAACAUCACUGGAGAACAGCUCCUGCAGUUGGAUGGAAAUAAACUUAAGGCUCUUGGAAUGACAGCAUCCCAGGACCGAGCAGUGGUCAAAAAGAAACUCAAGGAAAUGAAGAUGUCUCUAGAGAAGGCUCGGAAGGCCCAAGAGAAAAUGGAAAAACAAAGAGAAAAGCUAAGGAGAAAGGAGCAAGAGCAAAUGCAGAGGAAGUCCAAAAAGACAGAAAAGAUGACGUCAACUACAGCCGAGGGUGCUGGUGAGCAGUAACACAUACCCUCUUACAGAUGAUGGAGAUGCUCCAAGAGAAGUCCCCACCUCUUCCUGCCCUGCUCUCCUCCAGAGGAUGAAAAAGAAACUAAAUGAUAAGGGUAAUGCGGCUCUAGGCUGGCUGAGGAACUGUGUGUUGAAUAACUGCAUUUUCUGCAAUAGAAUGCACUCUUAAUUUUAACUACUAAAAUAAUCCCAAGCCACCUUUGGUUCAUUAACAAACCAGAUUUCAUUUAAGUAGCUGUGUUUUGCUCUUCUCUAACUUACCAACAUCUUGUGUUGUGUUUGGUGUGUUUUGUCACUUGGAGAACUAGUGUGACCCCACCCAAGAGCAUGACACACCCUGGUGUUGUUAAUGGAGCGCCGUGAAUUUUCAGUGUGGGAUCCUGAAAUGGCAAUUGCACAUGUCUGCAUGGCAGAGAGCACCCUGCCAUGAGAUCUGAGACCAGUACUUAACUUCUAGGACUGCAACACCUACUCCAAUGUGUGGGAAAGAUUUGCUCUUAAUUCUCAGUCUGGACAGUGAGACCACCCCGCUGUGGAAACAUGGGUGCUCUGCUCUGUAGUUACCUACUAAGGGAAAAGGCAAGCAAGUCAUUCUGCUUGCUAGGCAUCAAAAAGAAAGAAAAUAAAUUAUAGCUAUUUGUUAACCACUGAAAAAAGCAAAAGCCUUAAGAAUGUGGAUGUGGGUAUUACCUUGGGGUUCUGAGGGUAAUAUUUAUCCUCUAGAUACGGCUGAACAAGAAAGAAAAAAAUCAGACAUUAAUGCAGCCAUGGGAUAUUGGGAUCUGUUGACCUUGCUACUGCUGUGUGUUCAGCAUUUCAGCAACACUGGCAAACACAACAUAGUUCCUCUUCCCCCCACCUAACCCAAGAAAUUGAACAGGAAAUUGAUUUUUAAGGAAACCACCAUUUUCAGGUUUCCUCUCCUGGGGAACAUUCUGGCUGGUCUUCAGCCUGCCUAUGUCACAAUCAGGAACUCAUCACAUAUUUUCUACUCAAGAUUUCCCAGGUGGGCCCAGUUAGUAUUUUAACAAAUGUACUUUUAAGAAAAAUAGAAAUACCAGUUAGAGGAAACUGUCAGUUAACAUUUUAGAGAGAUUUUGAAUGGUUUUUCCAAACCAUUCCUUUCCAUACUUCAAAGAUUCUCAAUUUUACAGAAAAAGUUUCUUUAAGGCAGUGCAUAGGUAUACUUUAGUAGUGGAGGAACUUAUACUAAUUUUAAGCCAGCAUUAAGGAUUUCCAUAUUUCACCAAACUAAGUCAAGUGCAGGAGACUGGGGCAGAAGAAGGAGAAAAUAAACUCGUUUUGAGAAAUUUCAUGUGAUGAGGUUUUUUUGUUUUUUAUGCUCAUGUAUCUGGUUCUCUUUGCUGCGUUGACUCUCAAAAUGAGGUUAUCCACUUUCCAAAGGACAAGUUUCAGAAUAAGACUUGAGGCCACAUGAAUUCUUGGACAGUAUUUUACUUCUUUUACUUUAUGGGAAUCUCUGCUCUAUUCCCAGCAUCUCGUAUCUUCCACUAGAAGUAUUCCAUAUUUAGAGCCUCGGCAAGGCUUUUGAGUGUAACAGAUUAAGGGAACUCCCUUGUAGCCCCAUCUUGUAUUUUAAUAACAGUGUGAUUUUUUUUAAUCUGAAAAUCUGAAUUCAGAAAUUAUCUAAACUGGACAUUUUUAAUUCUGUUUUAACCCCAAGGCCUGUUUUCUUUUCAUUGCCAGAGUAUUGUCGGUUAUGCGUCAGCUCUUUUGUCAUUAGGUACAGACCAUUCAUUCAAUCCUCAGAAACGUUGACAUGAAGUAACAUUGUGUUUUACAGUUAUCAAAGUCACCAUUAUGUUUUUCUGUCUGUCUUCAUUAGGGGUAUGAUAAUGAAACUGCCAUAUUGGAUACUCUAUUAAUGUCUUGAGAUGUCUGGUGCUUUGUUAUUUUUUAACAUCAUGAGAAAUAAGAAGCCACUAUUAAUGAGCGAUACAAUUUGGCAAAACUUUUCAAAUACUAAAACACUAAAUUAGUAAAAAUCUGGUAAUAUUAGUGCUUGCUAUUGUAAAUUUUUGCCAUUUUUGCUUAUCUUUGGGGAAAAAGUGACCUGGAUCACACUGGAAGUUUCACUGUAUUCAAGAGUAGAAAUAGAAGGAUGAUUAUCUUAAGUUAUGUUUACACUUUGGUAAUAUUUGAAAAUGGAUGUAUAUACUGGAAAUGUCUGUAAGUGUCUUGUUUUUGCACCUAAUUUAUGAUCUAUUAUAUUGCAUUUUCUUAAAUAUCUUAGAAGUAUUUUUCUUUAUAACUUUGUAUAUUGAAUGUUUAGAUAAAUGUCCAACUGACAAUGUUAUAAAUCAAAUUCUUAUUCCUUAAAUCAUUUAGUAUUAUAAGUAUUUUGAUUUUUUAAGUUAAAUUAUAGUAAUUUUAGGCCGAAAUGAGUUAUUUUAACAUUACCACUUAAAACGGAUGAAAUUGUAAAAGUCAUUUGGUUUGAUUGCCCCACAAAGCAUAAGAUGUAAACUGAUUAAGGAUAUGAAAGCAAAGUGAAAGACCUCAGAUCUUGUGCACAUUUUGUUUUCCUAUUAUUUCUUUUAUUGACUGUAGUGCAUGAUACCUAAUCAAGGCUCCAAUGUCUUGCACAAUUCCUACUUUAAUGCUAGUGGUUUUCAGUGUCCUUACAAUUUAACACAGAAUUGUUAUUUCAUCAACCUUAAAAACUGCAGUUUUUUAUUAUCAGAAAAUGAACAAAAAGGGAAUAUCUGGUUGCUAUGAACUGAUUCCCUAAAGGAGAGCUCAGUAUGAUUCUAACAAUAGCCAAAAGUGUUUUGGGGUAUAGGUUAUGCUUUGUUGGGAGGGAAUGUGUGGUGAGGAGGCCAAGCUGCAGACAGAAAGCAUUGUAUGAGCUGUAUCUGGGUCAGGGUUUCCCAUUAAAGGAUGUUAGUUUUAUAACAGAUUACUUUGUUUAAGACCAUCUCCCUUCAAGUAACUCACAGUUUAUGUAAUACUAAUCUCAUUCUUUUUUUACCUGAAUCAGGAAUUUUCUGCAGAAUGUUAAGUUAGGGAAGAAACCUCAUUUCAUCCAUUCUAACACUCCUGAUGAAGUCCCCCUUUAGUUUCACGACAAUAAAGCUGUUCUGUGGCUAUCAUCCUUUAGCUGGGAUUGACAUUGAUUUCACACCCUCAACAUCACAAGCUUUUUUAACCCACAGCAGUUCAUGAUUGCAGUAUGAUAGGUACUAAAGCCAAACUCAGCUUUCAACUGGCACAAAAUGGGACUGUCACCUUUUGCUCCAUUGUUGUUGGAAACAAAGUGGCAAGAGGGAAAAUGAGGAACCAGAUUUACCUUUGCCACUCUCUGUGACCCUGUAAUCAUCACUAGCCUGAAAUCUUAAAAUAUCCCAGUCCCAAGCUACAAAAAUGGUCACAGGUGGUUUGAUCUAGUACCUCGGCCGUUAGAGUUUGUGCUGAAGACAAAUUUGUCUGGGUUCACUGUGCACCAGAAUUAACAUGUGCUUGAAAAUUGCAUUUUAUAAAAGGGAAAUGAAAAUUUGCAUUUAUAUAGAUACUCUGAUUCAUGUUUAAGUGUUAAAGGUUAUGCAGACUAAACUUCAAGAGGAGAUGCAGUGUUUAACAAUAGUGUUCUAGAGGAUUCUAAAGGAAGCUGCCCCAGCAACCCUGAGAGAACCAUCUGUACUUUGGAUAUGUUGUAGCCCCAUCAUUACACUGAGAUAUUUCCAUUUGAGUAACUAAAGGUACUCCUGACAGAGCUGGAGAUGGGGGCAUUUUGGUGGGCAGUGGUCACUAGGGUUCACGUCACCUACUUAAUGCAAAGACCUUAGUGGUCUCAGAAUGAAAAGGUAAAUGGAAGAGAAAAGCACAGUCCUUUCCUAUCUUUUCAAAUUUACUUUUUAUUAAGGAUGUACCUGUGCACUAUUCUAAAGCUAAGCAUUUAAGGAUAAAGUCCAGAAAUAAAAUGUCCAUAUUUUCUUUUCUUUUUUUUCUGUCAUCUGUCACCCAGACUGGACUGCAGUGGUGCCAUCAUGUCUUACUGCAGCCUCAAACUCCUGGGCUCAAGUGGUCCUCCUGCUUCAGCUUCCCAAGUAGCUGGGACUACAGGCAUGUGCCACCACCCCCAGCCAAAACAUCCAUAUUUUCUAUUAGAAUGGUUUACAUUAUGAUGGGGGAUGGGGAGCUGGGGGAGGGCUGUACAUUCCCAAAAGAAAGUAGUGUUAUAGGAAAUCCAAAUGCGCUUCAGUGAUUCACUCCUGAAAAGCAGCCUGGGUAUGUUGGCAGAUUUUGUUUGCAUUUGUCUUGCGUAUUUAAAGUCUCAGGAAAUCUAGUCUUGGUCCAAAACACUGGAGAAAAAAAUAACACCAGACAAAACACAUUUGAGUAACUUGAAGUAGCAGCAUAGAAUAGGCCCAACUAAGAAGUUGGAGGGGCAAAGAGAAAGCCGACAGAAUCAGCUUCUCCUGGAAAGUGAAAGCAUCAAGUUCUAUUUAUGGUAGACAGAGGGUCCUUAUUUGCUUGUCCGUGGUGUCUAUGUGGGCCUAUUGAGGGAAUGGUAGUUACUUGAAGGUUCACAUAUGUAAGCGUGUGGACCCAGCACAGUCUGUGACCUGAUUCCAGAUCCUCAAGAGUGGAGAAGGAAAGAAAUAUGGUGAUUUCCUAUGCUUGACCCUAACCCAACCCCAAAACUGCUAGGGAUUCAACAGUGAGUAAGAUGUAUGGAAUAAGAGAACAGAUAACUUCUCAACAAUGUGCAUGCCGUUUGUGUAGAUGUUCAGAACUACAUAUGUGUGAAUAUCACUCCCACCUUACACGUGCACACACACUGCAAUCACAUGGCAUUAAAAAAUAUAUUGUGUAUGGAACUUGGCGAGGUCAGUCAGGACCUGGAGCUGUAAUCAUAGCCUUAUUGCCACUUCUUGCGUUGUGUAUACAUUGAAUGGCUCAUAGAUUUUAAGAGAUUUUUUUAUUGUAAGUAUUUCUACUAAAUGCACUUAUCCUUCUAUAUGUUUAUAUAUUUUGGUAAAAUUGAUUUAUCAGAUACUUGGUAUUUUAGUAAGAAAAUUUCCUCAAAUAUGUGGCUAAUGCUUUGAUGUCAAGAUUGCAUAUUGCUGAGUUGGAGCUCAGAAGAAAUGUAUGCAGCUAAAAAUUGCACUGUGUGUUCUUGUGAAUUUGCUCACAAUUCUUAAAUGACAUAAUUGGUGGCUGUGAUGCUUACAGUCACUGCCUACUGGCUCUCUUAUGAUGAAUGUUGCCAUCAUAUGAUCAUUUAUUUACUUUUUGUGCAAGCGAUGGCAUUUUGGUUGUUGCCAAAAACAACACAAGUGGUUGGGAGUGUAUGUUGUUGGAAGGUGUACACUUCUGUUUCUUUCAGCUGUAUUAUUUAUACACCCAGGUUUUCUGUUAAGGAUGUAAUCAUUCAUUCAAGAAAGAACAAUUGGCAAGAAAUAAUUAAAUUACCUUAAAAAGAAUUAAGAGGCACUCCAGCCAGAUAACACCUCCCAACAACAUGAAAUUUAGUUAGUGCUUAGUGAAAUUCCUUAAAUAUAUAUGUAUAUGUUUUCUUCAACAUUAUUUAAAUAUCAUAACUACUGCUUUUAUAUUUUUUAAUGGUGUUGCAACCACUUGUACACCUGCUACACCUUACUGACAAAACUGGGCAGCUGAAAAUAAAAGAGAAUAAAUUCUAUUCCACUGUAAGAAGUUGAUUUCUUUUCAGCUUUCUUUGUAUAUCAGUAAAGAACACGAAUUGUUUGAAAAUAAUUUUAAGUCUGAUAAGUAUGGAUAGCAUGUUACCUAAGCUUUUAAUUUGUACAUUUUGAUGUCUGAUCAUUUGCAUGGAAGAGACAAUAGUGCCACGUCUGAAUUGUUCUCUUGUGCUUGGUUAAUAUGUACUUCUCUAGAUUGUUCAAAAAGUUUCAAAUGACAUUCCUUACUCUUUGGUUUUCAGAGGCAUUCAAGCAAAAUAUCACAGUGGUCUUUUGUUUUCUGACCAAUCUAACAAUACCUGUGAUUAAAUUUAAUUUGUUAGUGUAAAUAAAUUUCUUGCCAAUGAGUAUUAUUGUUGUUAGACAACGAAUGCAAUAAAAAGAAAUACUGAGGUCUGUUGAA